AUGCUCCAAGGUCUCGACAGCCGUGCCACAAACCUUGCAAAUGGGGUCACUUUGGAUUCCUUUGAGCGAAAGCUGGUCCUGAGAGCCGAUAUAUUUAAACCAACAUCUCCAAAUGAAGUUCUUGAUUUUGUUUUUAAUCUUCAUCUCUUUGUCCCAUGUGGACCCAUCAGGGCCAUUAGAUUGCACACCUUUUUCAGUGUCUGUCUGUCAGAGGGGAAAAUAGGUAUGGGGCAGAGGUUGGUAGUGCCAGCUAACCAAGGAUCAGACCAGAUAGAGUUGGACACAUGCCAAAACGAAGACGAAAAAUUGAGAGCCUGCCAAAGGCAAAUUAUCUGUUUUGAGGAAUGCGUAGUCGACCGGCACAGAGUAUGA
Striga asiatica is the source of this 372-nucleotide messenger RNA. Lineage: Eukaryota; Viridiplantae; Streptophyta; Magnoliopsida; Lamiales; Orobanchaceae. The record is from the annotation of a GenBank genome assembly.